Molecule: messenger RNA, 405 nt
Organism: Arctia plantaginis
Lineage: Eukaryota; Metazoa; Arthropoda; Insecta; Lepidoptera; Erebidae
Source: the annotation of a GenBank genome assembly
AUGAAUACGGUCGGUGUUUCAGCACGGCGCGGCGAGAGCGGGGCAGGGUUGCACUACAUUAUAGCAAGCGCGGGACAUGACCGCUCGAGACGGGAGCAAUCGCGGCCGCAUGGCGCGGGAGUUGCGGGAAGCGACCUUGACGCCUCACGAGGAAUGAAUCACGGCAGCGAAAGUGGGAGAAAUGUGCUGCCGCGCCCCGCGCCGCUCACUUUUACUUUCCAGUGUGGCGCAACCGACUGCGGCUUGGCGGAGCGCGCGCGCCACUCGCCCGGCGCCCGCGGCCCGCAGCGCCGUCGCGCCGAUCCACAUACCGCGCUCCCGAUACUCACCGCCCGCGCCUGUGACUGUGCCCGGAUUACAGUGAAACAACCACACAGUGCAUCACAUACGAUUCAGUUUGAGUGA